GAAUCUUUGUUGACCGCAAUCAGUGUCAGAGCACAAUUAUUUUUCAAUAGUUCUUUAUAUAUUCUUGAUAUUGUAGGCUAGGCCUACUUUAAUUGAGAUCACAAUGUUCGACAACAUCGACUGGUUAUACAGCUUGGAUUGUACAUGGAUCUCAUCACUCUUUUUGUAACACAACAAUACAACCGAAGUUCUCCCAUAAAAUAUCGCGAGAAACGCUCUAAGCUUCAUUUUUCCACGUGUAUUGUGUUAUGCAUUGACGACUAAUAGUCAGCAGCAAUAAGAGGAGUGCACUUGGGUUGACCCGUACCGAAAGAGUUUGUAAAACCAAAAACCAAGUUCGUUGACAUGGGAACACAGCUACCAUCUUCGAUCCCCGGUUUGAGAGACUUCGUCAGUGAUUCGGAGAGGUUUCAGGACGUCUUCGAGACGGCUUUCUUGCCCAACAAUGACGGUGUGCCCAAACUGGAAAGAUGGUUCGAAAAGGACUUCGAGCAGGAGGUCGUGGUCAAGAUGACAAAGUCUUUCCCGACCGAUGAGGAACUUCGUUUGCUUGGGAUCGGCACGGGAAACGGAAGGACGGAUAUAAUGAUGCUUGAGAAGUUUCUUCGUCAUUUCCCGAAAAUCCAUUACACCGUAGUAGAACCAGAUCAGCCUGCUUUCCAGGAGUUCAAAGAUACAGUUGAGAAAAGUUCAAACCUCUCAAACGUCAGCUUUGACUGGCAAAACACGACUAUCGAAGGAUACUGGAAAAAUUCCGAGGAUUCUCAGGAGUUUGACUUUAUUAGUAUGGUACAUACUGCGUACUAUCUGGAGGAUGUCGGGAUGACCAUGGACCGUCUGCUAGCAUCCUUGACCGUAGGGGGCGCUAGUCUUUUUGUUCACAAAUCAGGAGAGAACAAGACCUCGGAAUUCGCCCACCAGUUACCGUGGAUUUCCAAACCUUCCCAUAUGUCGCCGGGACGUCGCAUCCUGGACGCUGCUCGUCGUGCAAAUCAACGUCGACUUCGUGUCACCCCAUUUCCAGCCGUCAUCGACAUCACCUCCGUCUUCGAUGCCGCGUCCGACGUCGGGCCCAAACUGAUGGACUUUUUAACCCAAGGUGCCCACUUCUGCCAAACAGCGUCUGAAGACGUCUUGAAAGCUACAAUGGACAUUCUGAGAUCGUUGACCACGAAGAGCGAUGACGGCGAGAGAGUGCUGAUAAGUAAUGAUUUUGAAAUUAUAGAGAUAUGGAAAGACCCUUCUUCGUAAGUUUAUUUUCAGUGAUUCCCCAGAGAUCCAUAUUAAGACCAGGGGCGGGUCCAGAAUUUUCGAAAGGGGGGGGGGCAAUUUUUUGCUAAAAAAAUUGACUAGCAAAAAAAGGGCCUUCAAGUUGAAAAGAGGGGGCACAUCUUUGUUUUCAUGGUAUUUUUACAUUACAAAUUUUUAAUUUUGCUUCUCAAAAGGGGGGCACAUGCCCCCCCUGGAUCCGCGCCUGACUAACACAGUGUUUUACUAAGAAAGUAUUGUACAUUUUCGUGACAAAAGUCACAUUUAUGUGACAACUAUGAUUGUUUCUAAUGUAUUAUAGAAUGUAUGUUGGGACGAAAUGUUACAAUAAUCAAGAUGCCCUUUUCAUUAAGGAAUUUAUUACUGUUUAUAUACAUUCUAAAAACAAAUCAGUCAAAAAUGACAAGUUAAUAGGGUCAGCUGGGAGCAAUUGUUAUUCUAGUCAUAUUUGACCAUUUUGUAGUCACAUUUUACUAGAAUAGAGUUAUUUCUGACUAGAAUAUAUGUCAGAAAUGUGAAUAUCAGUGAUUGCCAUAUCAGUUGCUCCCAGCUGACUACU
This is a messenger RNA of Lytechinus variegatus (green sea urchin), 1828 nucleotides long. Its product is annotated as histamine N-methyltransferase-like. The transcript is spliced from 5 exons. Lineage: Eukaryota; Metazoa; Echinodermata; Echinoidea; Temnopleuroida; Toxopneustidae. Bases 346 to 1251 code for a protein of 301 amino acids. The record is from RefSeq and is a predicted model, not a curated record.